Lepidothrix coronata (blue-crowned manakin) is the source of this 3877-nucleotide messenger RNA. It is a transcript of the gene THAP5, whose product is annotated as THAP domain containing 5. Lineage: Eukaryota; Metazoa; Chordata; Aves; Passeriformes; Pipridae. The transcript has 2 exons. Gene Ontology annotation, cellular component: nucleus. The record is from RefSeq and is a predicted model, not a curated record. The coding region runs from base 66 to 1151 and encodes 361 amino acids.
UUUCAACUGCUUUAAAAAGAUUUCCACUUCAUGAUAAAGAGCGACUUGAGAAAUGGUUGCGGAAUAUGAAACGAGAUUCAUGGACUCCAAGUAAGCACCAGCUUCUGUGCAGUGACCAUUUUACCCCUGACUCCCUUGAUGUGCGAUGGGGUAUCCGAUACUUGAAACACACUGCUGUACCAACAAUCUUCUCUUCCCCAGAUGAUGAGGAAAAAGAUUGUUCUCAGAAGAGUCCACAAGAAAUACAGAGACAAGACCUGGAAGAAAAAAAUGUAGUGUCAGAGAAAGCAUCUGUACCACUUGAACCUUGUGCACCAAAGGAAAAUCCUGUAAUUGCAGAAAACGUAGAGGAAGAAGCAGAAGUAGUUUGCUCAGCUGCAUUCAGUAAACCUUUACAUAUUCAAAACCUGCAACUUCAAAAUGAAGACAACUUUCAGGCAGAGAGUGUCGUUCUUGAUAGUUCAUCUACACAGCAUAUACAUCAACCUAAUCCUGUUUUAAGGGCAGCAGCAGUCCACAGCAUGGAAGCUACCAGUGUUCAUACUUCUGUGGAGGAUCCAGGAGGCUGUGCAGCUACAGUCUUGCAAUUUACAGAUCCUGACUACAUGAAUUCAUCUCUGAAACUAAACAGUGCUGUAGGGCCAAUUCCUGAUUAUGCAAUUGAAAAUCCUGUCCCUCACGUUGUCUGCUCUGGUGAAGUACAGCCAGCAAGUGAAGAUGCAGUUUUACUGAGUACAGUCACACAAAAUAUUGAACAGUUCAGUGGAAGUGAAGAAUCUGUCAUUGCUAUUAUUGUGCCAUCUGAGAGUCCAGAACAGCCUGAAAUAGUAAAUAGUUCUUUCCUGGCUGUUAAGGAAGAGUUUCUUGACACUGAGGAGACAGAUAUGAUUGAAUAUGGUGGAAGUGAAAUAUUACAAACUGAGCAUUCAUACUGCAAACAAGACGUAGACAGAGAUCACCUUUGGCAAAAAAUUUCAAAACUCCACUCUAAGAUAACUUUACUUGAAAUGCAGGAGGUAAAAACUUUGGGGAGACUCAGGUCCUUGGAAGCUCUUAUUGGACAAUUGAAGCAAGAAAACCAGCUUUCUGAAGAGAAACUGAAGACAGUAGAAAACUGCUUUACAACCCUUGAAGUAACUAUAAUACAGUAAAGGCUUUCACUGAUGGUUCUAAAAUAUCUUUUUAGUCUCUUUGACAGUCCUUUUGGACAAAUUAACUUUUGUUUCCGUCAUAGUGUUUUAAACAUCUGAUGCAAAUUAUGUGACGAGCAAAUAUUCUUUAAAAUGUUACAUCAGCCAAAGCUAGGUGGUAGACUAUUGCCUGUAAAACAUGACUUGCAAGUAAGCUUAAAAAUCCCCUCUCAAUUGGGUGACUUUUUCUAAAAAAGUGAGUGAAUUGAAUCAAUAAAGUCAAGUUAACCCUUUCUAGCUGCAGCCUCCUCCAAAACAUGCAGCUCCUGCAUUUGAGGCAGCAGUAGAACAGACAGAAUAAGCAUAUGAGAUGGACAAUUAUAAAAUCGUUGUUUUAAAAAAAAAAAGUGUCCCAAUUCUCUUUCAAAUGAGUAAAGAGAUAUGUAAUAUGCAUUUUUCAGUGAGACCAAAAUUGCUCUUUAGUCUUCUGUUCAUCUAACAUUUGUUCUGGUAGUUUUUUGUACACUUGGAUCUUACUAAAAUUGUUUCUGCAAUAAAAGGUGUUGCCUUUCAUUUGGUUCUCGAAAUAAAAAUUCUCUAAGAAUAUUGUUCACUCCCCUUUAUUGAUUUUAUUAACUAUUUUGAGUUAUGGGGUACCACUACAGUAGACAGAUACUACAGUUCAUUUUGAGGGAAAUUAAUUUGCUUAAAUACUUGCUGCUUACUCUUGUCUGUUUGCCACCCCUUGGAUCUAGAGUUUGCUGUACACAGAACCAGCACUAGAUCAUCCAUUCCAACUGUACAUUGUGGCUGGACUGGAUGAUCAUUGUAGGUCCCUUCCAGCUGAACUAUUCUGGGAUAUUCUAUUCUACAGUGAUUAGACUACUUGAGGAACUCGGUUGUGAUUUCCUUUACUCCAGAAUCGUGUCAUCCCCACCACUACAAGUUCAGUCCAGGACUGGAGCAAACGGGUUCCUUUGCAGUCUGUUAUUCGUAUUCUCUUUCAGACACAUUCUAAACUGUCCUGGUAAUUUUUUCAUAUGGAAUUGAGGAUCAAGCAACACUAAACAAAGCUGGCCUCCAACUAGAUAGGUUGCAAACUAGUCACAUUUCAGAGAAUUUUUGAGACUUAGAGUAUCUGUGCAGAAGUUGGGCUGCUAAAGCACAGAGCUGUAGGAAGUUAGUCGGUAUCAGUAACCAGUUAAGCUAAGUAACCAGUUAGGCUUGUUUUGUUUUUCAACUAGUUAUCUUCUUGUAGGCUUUAUGCACAGGAUAUGCUUGGUAAUAUUGCUAAAGGACAUAAUGGUCACUUAUAAUAUGAUGAAUUAUUUACUGGGAGUCUAUGACCCACUGAUUUUGUUCCCUCUUAUUAUCUCAUUUUAUUCCGUCUUAUUACUCCGUAUAACAAGAGAACACUCCUGUUCUGCCUUGUGUGCUCUGAAAUCGCAAGGGAUGUCCUGUAUCCUCUAGAAACAUUGCUGUUAUAUAGAAUCCAAUCUUGUGAACAUUUUUCAGGUGGCUUCUCUGAACUGCACAUUUUGUAAUUUUUGCUAAGUAAGAGAUCUUUCAAAGUGAUUUACAAAAUGCUGUAUGAAAUUGCUAAACGAUUUUAGAGGUUUCAUUAAUGUCACUACAAAUCCUCUGCUAACCCUGUAUAUUUGAAGGCUGAUCAUGCGCUUCAGAAGUACACUGUAGGUUUUGGAUGGCAAUGAGAGCUUGGACAUGGCAAAAGAGUUGCUAUACUUCAAGCUAUUAUCUCAGCAAAGCUCUAUUCCCAAAGAAAAUGUGGGAGUUUUAACACAGUAUUUGCAUUGCUGAUAUGUUUUUGCUUUUAGUAAUAGCUUCCAGUAUUAAAAUUGAGAACAUUAUUUUUCACAUAGAUUUCUUUAAACCUGAGGAAAAAACCCACAAAUGUUCAAUUUUCCUUUUUUUUUAACAGAGUUUCUUGGGACUAUAUUAGAACAACUCAGUAACUCUACAAGUCUGUCACCAAGUCUACAAAUUUCCCUUCUAUAGUGUGUUUUGGGCCAAUGGGCCCAAGGUAGACGUAUUACUUUAAAAAUAUUUACAUUAUAGGUGGCUAUUGUUGCUUACAGGAAGAUACAGCUGGUUCAUUUGCUUCAGUAAUAAGCUGACACUGAAUUACUCAGGCUAAUUAUUACACAGAAGGAAAAGUAGCAUGUUGGAAAUGGCCACACCCCACUGAAUUAGAUGCUACAUGUACAUUUUGUUUUCAGUGUUUCCUAAUCAUAAACUGUACAGCCUUUGCACACAAUUUUAUUUCACCAAACCUGAUGGGCACUUGAAGGUGCUGUAUUACUCCUUAAGAUCCAGUGGAAACUCCUUUUGUACAGUCACAACCCAGCAUCAAAGCAGUGCACUGAAUCAUCAUUCCUUCUAUAAUGUAUUGGGCUUAUCUUGAUCCAAGUCAAAUGUCCUCACGUUUUCAAUAAUUUUUCAUUUGCAUCACCUUUUUUUAAGCUUCUGACUUUCAAUUUCCACUAAUGCAAUUAACUGUUCUAAUACUUUAUAGAUUUAACAGAUGGCAUCUAUUUUAUUAAUUCACCCCUUUAACUGUUCAGUUGUAUUUCUUUACCACUGUCCACUGGCUACUGUAGGAAUUCGGCAUUUGCUUUCUCUUAUACCUUCAUUUCAAUUCCACCAGUUUUGUUAAACUUGCCUACAAUCAGUGUGGUUCCAUCUGGAAUAAAUUGGUGCCCAUUUCCCCUGAUUUUCCAUCUUCUUUA